AGCCACACACCACCGCUCGCACCAACACAAAGAACACAUGCUCGAAGAAACGCGCUAGCUCAGGGUCUGGACCCACGCGCAGAACCACAACCCACUUCUAUUUAAAGCCUCCGCCAGCACCAGAAGACCUCAGACCGACCCGAGGUGGAGAGACCCGCUAAAGGGAGACGAGACUAAAAACAUGUAAGGAUUAUACCGACUAGCUCGCUACCUGUGGAGUUCAAUAAACCGUUAAACGUUUAUUGUCAUUUCUCGUCAACAGAUUUCCUCACAAUGUGGAUUAAAAAGGCUAAAUACGUCCUACUCUUCAUUUGCCUUUUACUCAUUCCAUUGUCUUGGGCAGAGGACUUGAAGAAAAAUACGAGUGAGAAGGAGAAUGAUGCCGACUUGAGCCAUGGGAAGAAGAGACUGUUUGCCCGACGAAGGAUCCCAAUUGGCCAAGGAAAUCAUCUGCCAAAGCUCAAGGCAAGUAGCAUGAUGCCAGUGCGUCGCUGCAGCCGCCUAAUGGAGAACUGCUCGGCAUACCUCCCCUGCUGCGACCCCUGUGCCUCCUGCCGCUGUCGCCUCUUCAACACCAUCUGUCACUGCUGGAGGAUGAGCGAGCAGUGCAGCCGCAAGACCUGAGAUGCCUUACACACAAAUACACAGACACACAUAUUUGACUAAUGACUAAAUGCAAAACCACACAUUGCUAGGCAUGCAGUACAUACGUUUGGUGUGGAAAAUAGAAAAUAAAAAUACACAGACCAACGUUGAAAUACAUACACACAUGGAUAAACAGAGCUGAACAGACCUGUAGAUGGAAAGCUAGACUGGCUGAUUGAUAGACAAACAGACAAACAGACAAACAGACAAACAGACAGACAGACAGACAGAUGGACCCGCCGACUGACAGACAGCUGGACAGAAAGACAGAUGGCAGCCAGCUAGACAGAAAGACAGAGAGACAGCUAGACCAGCUGACUGACAGACAGCUAGACAGAAAGACAGACAGAUAGACAGCUAGACCAGCUAUAGACAGCUAGACAAACAGACCAGCAAACAAACGGACAGUCAGACAGACAGCUAGACCGGAUGACUGACAGACAGCUAGACAGAAAGACAGACAGCUAGACAGGCAGACAGCUAGAUCGAAAUACAGAGUAACAAAGAGACGGACAGAGAGGCAGACCAACGGACCAGUGAACCCAGCCACCGACCAGCGUGUUAAACCCUUACAUGUACAAUGCUGGCUGGACUGAAUGCCUACCUCUACGGGAAUGUAAAAAAGGACUCAAAGCUUACAGCCAGAUCAGUUAAGUUACCAUGGUUACGAUCUGAUUAUCACCUGUUUGCCUUUACCCGCCCCAGCUAAAAUGAAGACAAAUAUGAAGAAGAAUAUAUAAUGGUAUAAAGGCUAAAAUAGCGAAACAGCCCAUUGUCCUUAAGCUAUGUACUCAUUGACUCAAGUUUUCUACACUCCAUUUCUUUCUCUCAGGGUAGGCUUGGUGAUACAUACUCAAAUACGAAUCUAGACAAAUAUAUUAUUUUGUUUGUUUCAUGUUAUGAUGUAGAUCUAUUAAGUAUAUUUUAUUUUCUACUACGGUAUUUGAUCUCAAAUAAAUAAUUAUUAGCAUACUUUAAUCACUCUUCUUCUUCUUGUUCUUCAUCUCUGCAUGCACACUUGAGACAGAGAACCUCUGAAAGACUACUGAACUGUAUGAAUGUAAUAUGGGGGCUGAUUCCCCAUCCGCCCCCAUGCCAUCCAGAUCUUGUUUUCAUUAUUAUGGGUGUUUCGCGAACCUGUGACCUGUGGUUUAAGGAAUAGGAGUCUGGGAUUUCAAAGAGAAGUACAGACUCUCAUGGAGUCGGGGCCCAAGGGGUACAAACAUCGCUCAGUAAUGCUGCUGACAUUCUUCUCUAUGUCAGUCCAUUCCCAUGUCUACAGCCAUACCUGAUUGCUUGAACCCAUAUGUUGGUGUUGCUAGCGUUGCAUGCUCUAUUAUAUUUCAUUAUCUUCUUUCCAGCAGUUAUUAGUUGUCUCCUUUUAAAUGUAAUA
Gadus chalcogrammus (walleye pollock) is the source of this 2038-nucleotide messenger RNA. It is a transcript of the gene asip2b, whose product is annotated as agouti signaling protein, nonagouti homolog (mouse) 2b. The coding region runs from base 274 to 624 and encodes 116 amino acids. Gene Ontology annotation, cellular component: extracellular region. Gene Ontology annotation, molecular function: type 1 melanocortin receptor binding; neuropeptide hormone activity. Gene Ontology annotation, biological process: hormone-mediated signaling pathway; neuropeptide signaling pathway; adult feeding behavior. The record is from RefSeq and is a predicted model, not a curated record. NCBI's taxonomy places the organism in Eukaryota, Metazoa, Chordata, Actinopteri, Gadiformes, Gadidae. The transcript is spliced from 3 exons.